AUGCCUGCCCGAUCAGCUGGUGUUCACGGAGGGAGAUCAAUUGCCCGCACCGCACGGUCAUAUUUGUGGUUUGCCCAAGAUGCGGUCGUGAACACGCUUGCAAGUGCACCAGCCGCUUCAUGGCUGUACAAAGCACAAUUUCUUGAAGCAGUUGCUGCAGUGGUCAUACUCCCCAUCCACUUGAUAAUCUUCCGCUUGGAGAAAGCUGGCUUGAGGCCUGGACAGGAGAUUUGGCUGCUUUGCUUGAUGCCAGUGCUAUUUUCAACCAUGCGCUUGCCUUUGGCCUAUGCCAACUACUCCAGAUGCAGAUUGAUUAUAGCCAUGGGAUUGGAAGAGGAGAGGCUUGUUGGAGCGUUGCUGGCACACUUCUGCUCCCAGAAGAGCCGCUGGAGUUGUGCUAUUUCAGCUGUCCUUCUUCCAUGGUAUUUUUGCAAUGUUCUUUGGUGCCUUGCAGCUUUACCCUGCAGCCAAUACUCUGAAAUGUUUUUCUGGGAGAUGGCUGAGGAAGCUGCACCGUGUGAAGCGUUUAAUUUUACCUCAUCAUUUUUAUGUUGCUUGCUGACGAUGACAUUUUGCAGCAGACUUGUCAUGCCGCUGGCACUCCGCAUACGGUGGACAGUCCUCGUGCAUGCUCGGCUGCAAGAUAUACCAUCACCAGGGCUUUCGGAGGAGCAGCUGCAGCAGAUUUCUUCUGAUCUGGAAAUCAUUGGGGUGGAGAGUGAACGGGAAUGCAUUCGCGAAGAGCCUACAUGCCCCAUUUGCCUUGAGCCCUUUGUGAUUGGGGAACAAAUGAGACGUUUGUCUUGCACGCACGGCUUCCACCAGGAGUGCGUGGACAGCUGGCUCGCACGUAUUCCUACCUGUCCGCUGCGAUGCCCAAUUGAGAUACCAAACCCAACCCUGGCCCAGCGACGCUUCGCCGCCCAACAAGCAGGCUUUGGUGGUAAGAGGGAAGUAGAUGACCAGCUACUAUGGAAAUGA
Messenger RNA from Durusdinium trenchii, 981 nucleotides. Lineage: Eukaryota; Dinophyceae; Suessiales; Symbiodiniaceae. The record is from the annotation of a GenBank genome assembly.